AUGUCUCCAGAAUUAAUUACUUGCCAUACACUCCCAUCUCAUCUGCAGAGUUCAAGCUCGUCACAAGCCACCCCCUCACCUUUCGGCGGCGCGUUCUCCAGUACAACUGCACCCAAUGCGUUUACUAAUGCCAACGCAAACACAACGGCCAGCGCUCCCGUACAGUUCGGAGGAAGCGCUGCGUUUGGCGGAGCCAAGAACGCGUUCG
Molecule: messenger RNA, 208 nt
Organism: Sphaeroforma arctica JP610
Lineage: Eukaryota; Ichthyosporea; Ichthyophonida
Exons: 1
Source: RefSeq, a predicted model, not a curated record